CAGUCAGUUCCGUGUUAAUCUGAGCUCGGGGUAUCCAUUCCCCAAGCAGGAACAAGGCCGGCAGUCGCUCUUCGCAUUGGUCGCGGUCCCUGAAACAAUGAAGGGUCCCCAGUGCCCAAGUGUUGGUCAGGGCCCGCAGUGCCUAACAGAGGGCAAUGUGCCGGCAGUUGGUUCCGGGUCGGCCAGGGGCCGUGUUUCCGGUAGCGGCGAAGGGCACAGGACCAAGGAUCAAAGACCCAACUAAAAAGCUGAAGGGCCGGAAGAGAAUAUUGUGUGUCGCAGGAGCGCCGCUUCGCUGGAAGAGAAAGUCGUUGCGGCUGGUAACUGCUGUGAGGUCUCCCUGCGCGUGCUGACCGCCGACGCCGAACCAUGCCGUGGAAGCCGAUGUAUCGCUCGGACGUGCGCCUAGAAGGCAAGACGGUCGUCAUUACGGGCGCCAACACUGGCAUCGGCAAGGAGGCGGCGCGCGACCUGUACGGCCGUGGCGCGCGCGUCAUCAUGGCCGUGCGGACGGUGUCGCGAGGCGAGGCGGCGCGCGAGGAGAUAGAGGGGGCGGCCGAGACCGGCGCCGGCCAGCUGGAGGUACGCCAGCUCGACCUCGAGUCGCUGGAGUCGGUGCGCCGCUGCGCCGAGGAGCUGAAUGCGGCUGUGGAGAAGAUCGACCUGCUGAUUCUGAACGCCGGCAAGAUGGCCUGCCCGCGCUCCGAGACCAAGGACGGCUUCGAGAGCCAGCUGGGCACCAACCACCUGGGCCACUUCUUGCUGACGCACCUGCUACUUGACAAGGUGAAGGCGGCCGCGCCUUCACGCAUCAUCGUGCUCAGCUCGCUGUUCCACAAGAUGGGCAGCAUGCACUUCGACGACCUGCAGCUGAAGAACAACUACGGCCCCUGGAAAGCCUACAAUCAGAGCAAGCUGGCCAAUGUGCUGUUCGCCAGCGAGCUGGCACGCAGGCUGAAGGACAGCGGUGUCACCACGUACGCCGUGCACCCGGGCUGGGUGCGCACCGAGCUGGCCCGCCACCUCUCCGUCUGGACCAAGGCGGUGCAGGCGCCUGUGCAGUUUCUCGCCAAGUCGCCGUUGCAGGGCGUGCAGACGACGCUGUACUGCGCGCUGGAGCCGACGCUGUCGGCCGAGUCGGGCCAGUACUACGCCGACUGCCGGCGCACGGCGCCCUCCAGUCGGGCGCAGAGCGUGGAGGACGCGCGCCGCCUCUGGGAGGUCAGCGAGCAGCUGGUCGGUCUGAAUCGCUGACAGGGGCUGAGCCGGGCGGUGGAGCACGGCAACGGCUGCUCCUCCGCCUCGGGCCCGCUGCCUGAGGUGCAGUGACGGCUGUCCUCGGCUCCUCGUGCGGCCCGCAGUGACGGCGGCGCCGAGAGCGCCGUCCGUGACGUAAUUGCUGCUGUGACUGCUGAGAUGAGGAGCGCGGCCAGGGCCGUCACUGCUUGAACUUUGGUAGCGGCGGACCGUGGGGCCGGUCCAGAGCCAUGCUCUGCUGCAGAGGCCCCCGUGGCUGAUGAGCCGCAGCCGUGAACACUGGCUUGGACUGAGUACGUGACUGAGGUGUGCGGGGGAGGGGGUGUCACGUGCUGCCUCUAAAGUGUUGUGCCGCUGACUGCCGUCUGCCGAAUGGAGAAUGGCUCGUGAGUGACACACGGCUGUCGGCUUGCCGCAGACCGGUAUUGGCCGGUGGAUGAACUGGCCAAAGGGAAUCGAUGUCGUCUGUCUGAUUUCUACUCAAACAUGCUGGGGUAGUCACACCUACUUAACAUCGGCGCUUUCUCUAUAUCUGCUGCAAAUGUUGCCUUGUGAAAGUGUCCAGUUUCUGAUCAUCAGUUCUGAGAAUAAAUGUGUGAUGGACUUAC
Messenger RNA from Pollicipes pollicipes, 1865 nucleotides. RefSeq names its product retinol dehydrogenase 11-like. NCBI's taxonomy places the organism in Eukaryota, Metazoa, Arthropoda, Thecostraca, Pollicipedomorpha, Pollicipedidae. The coding region runs from base 370 to 1254 and encodes 294 amino acids. The transcript is spliced from 2 exons. The record is from RefSeq and is a predicted model, not a curated record.